GAAAAUUUUACCCUACACUAUGGGUAUUCUUUCCAUCUGAACAAACUGAUCGGAAUCACUUGAGUUUGUUCAGAUCAGAGGUUCAGAUCGAAACAAUACCUGGAUUAUGACCCAAUUGAAAUACCUAUACAUAUUGACUGGUAAAAAUAUGCCAAUGCUGACAAUAACAGAUCAUGACAAAUCAACGCCGCAUGAAAGAGCCGGAAAUUAUGAAGGGGCUAGAUAAAAACUUACAGCUUUACGCCCGCGCAAAUGCUCCUUGUAGGGACUACUAUGGACUCACCAUUACCGAAUCCAAUUUGAUACUUAAUGUCUGGAGAGUCAGUUAUGGUCCCCAUAUAUGGCCAAAACAAAAACACUGUAUUUUUGAUGAAUUUAAGACGCACAAGAUGUUUCAAGAGGAAGUAAAACUUGUUUUUGGAGAAGGUGUAUUUGAUUAUCUCACAGGACUGACCACAGGACAAAAGAAACUGGAAAAUUUGCCGAGAAAACUAUUCUUGCGAUUAUUCUGGUUUCUUGGUAUUGAUGAUGUGUUUAAUUUAAUGUCCUGCUCAAAAAUAAUUUAUGAGCUCUGCAAUCAAGAAGAUGCCUGGCGAAUCGUUUUUAUUAAAAAAUUUGGAAGAGCACCGUCUAGGGAAGAAAAUGUGCUCGCAAUGAAUAUGUCUUGGAAAGACAUUUUCAAAAAACGUCUAGAUUAUGUAAGAAAAGCUCUAAAGAACACAAACGAAAAUACAAUGAAGAAAAAGCGGGAAACAAAGAAGAGCAUUCGGAAGUGAUAAUCUAUGAUAAUGAUAUUUUCUAUUUAUUUUUUCUAUCA
Molecule: messenger RNA, 817 nt
Organism: Ceutorhynchus assimilis (cabbage seed weevil)
Lineage: Eukaryota; Metazoa; Arthropoda; Insecta; Coleoptera; Curculionidae
Source: the annotation of a GenBank genome assembly